This is a messenger RNA of Hemiscyllium ocellatum (epaulette shark), 1665 nucleotides long. It is a transcript of the gene slc7a10a, whose product is annotated as solute carrier family 7 member 10a. The record is from RefSeq and is a predicted model, not a curated record. The transcript is spliced from 12 exons. Gene Ontology annotation, biological process: amino acid transmembrane transport; D-alanine transmembrane transport; D-serine transmembrane transport. Lineage: Eukaryota; Metazoa; Chordata; Chondrichthyes; Orectolobiformes; Hemiscylliidae. Bases 1 to 1665 code for a protein of 554 amino acids. Gene Ontology annotation, molecular function: neutral L-amino acid transmembrane transporter activity; L-amino acid transmembrane transporter activity. Gene Ontology annotation, cellular component: membrane.
AUGGCUGAGGGGGUUGUAGAGGCAAAGGUAGUGAUCUUUCUGGAAUCACUGGAGCCAGGGAGGGUCCCAGAGGACUGGGAAAUGGCUAAUGUGACACCCGAGUAUCAGAAGGGAGGGGUCCAGAAGACAGGAAACUAUAGGCCCGUUAACCUGACCUCAGUCGUUGUGAUAGAUUGGCUGCAGGGGUUAAAUGAUGGCGUGAGAUUGCAGAGAGAAGGAAUUAGUCUCUGGAAUAACGUCUGUGUCCUUUCCAUAGGGAAUAUCAUUGGUUCGGGAAUUUUCAUCUCCCCGAAAGGAGUCCUGGAGCAUGCUGGUUCUGUGGGCCUGGCUCUGAUUAUCUGGAUGCUGGCUGGGUUCAUCACAGUGAUCGGUUCCCUGUGUUACGCUGAGCUUGGAGUCACCAUAACCAAGUCGGGAGGAGACUACACUUACGUCAAGACUGUGUUCGGAGGAUUACCGGGGUUCCUGGUCCUGUGGAGUGCCCUGCUGGUCAUAAAUCCGACCACACAAACCGUGAUGGCGUUGACCUUCUCCAGUUAUGUUCUGCAGCCAGUGUUCCCUGCCUGUGUGCCCCCUUACAUCGCAUCAAGACUCCUAGCUGCUGUCUGCCUUCUGCUGCUGACCUGGGUGAACUGUUUCCGUGUGCGGUGGGUUACCCGUGUCCAGGACCUCUUCACCGCCGGCAAGCUCCUCGCCCUUGGACUCAUCAUCGUGAUGGGCUUCGUGCAGAUCUGUAAAGGUCAUUAUGAAUUCCUAAAGCCCAGCAACGCCUUUGACAGUCAGACAGCUCCUGGAGUUGGUCACAUUGCUCUUGCCUUCCUCCAGGGCUCGUUCUCCUACAGCGGCUGGAACUUCCUCAACUAUGUGACAGAGGAGCUGGUUGACCCACGCAGGAAUAUUCCUCGGGCCAUCUUCAUCUCCAUCCCCCUGGUGACGUUUGUGUAUGUGUUCUCCAAUGUGGCGUAUGUCACAGCGAUGAGCCCCCAGGAGUUGCUGCACUCUGGAGCGGUCGCUGUGACCUUUGGUGAGAAACUGUUGGGAUCGAUGCCGUGGAUCAUGCCAUUCUCUGUUGCUCUGUCAACCUUUGGAGGAAUCAACGGAUACCUAUUCACCUCCUCCAGACUGUGUUACGCAGGGGCCCGUGAGGGUCACUUACCAAGCCUGCUCGCAAUGAUUCACAUGAAACGCUGCACUCCCAUCCCAGCUCUUCUCUGCUCGUGUGCCACUUCCUUGUUGAUGCUGAUCAUUGCGGAUAUUUACACUCUCAUCAAUUAUGUGGUGUUCAUUAACUAUUUGUGUUAUGGGGUUACUGUGACUGCACUUCUCAUCCUUCGCUGGAGAAAGCCCAACAUUUCUCGACCCAUUAAGGUAAACCUUCUGUUCCCAGUUGCUUACCUGCUGUUUUGGGCCUUCCUGUUGGUCUUCAGUUUCUACUCUGAGCCUGUGGUGUGUGGCACUGCCCUCAUCAUCAUAUUGACCGGUGUUCCCGUUUAUCUGCUUGGAAUCCAAUGGAGCAAGAAGCCAAAGUAUUUCAAUGAUGUGAUUGAAUCUGUUACGCAUUAUGGACAGAAAUUCUGUUUUGUGGUUUUCCCACAAGAGGAGACUCCAGAAGAGAAUGGCCAGCCUCCCACCUUGAACACAAACAGAAAAUGCCGGGAUGUGUAG